Molecule: messenger RNA, 1854 nt
Organism: Kogia breviceps (pygmy sperm whale)
Lineage: Eukaryota; Metazoa; Chordata; Mammalia; Artiodactyla; Physeteridae
Gene: SMOC2
Product: SPARC related modular calcium binding 2
Biological process (GO): extracellular matrix organization
Cellular component (GO): basement membrane
Molecular function (GO): extracellular matrix binding; protein binding; calcium ion binding
Source: RefSeq, a predicted model, not a curated record
GUGCCGGGAGGGCAGCUGGUUGAGUCCGGGCCGCCCGCAGCGCUGGGAGGAGGACCCCGAGCAGCCCCGCCGCCGGCUCCGCGGCCGCCGCUCCGAGCGCCGCCCUCGCCGUCCGGGGCCGAGAGCCCCGCCGGCCCCGCGCGCGGCCACCAUGCUGCUUCCCCGGCUCUGCUGGCUGCCGCUGCUCGCGGGGCUGCUCCCGCGGGCGACCGCGCAGAAGUUCUCAGCGCUCACGUUUUUGAGAGUCGACCAAGACAAGGACAAAGACUGCAGCUUGGACUGCGGGGGUCCCACGCAGAAACCCCUCUGCGCCUCGGACGGGAGGACCUUCCUGUCUCGCUGUGAAUUUCAGCGCGCCAAGUGCAAAGACCCCCGGCUAGAGAUUGCUUACCGCGGAAACUGCAAAGACGCGUCCAGGUGCGUGGCCGAGAGGAAGUACACCCAGGAGCAGGCCCGGAAGGAGCUGCAGCAGGUGUUCAUCCCUGAGUGCAAGGACGACGGCACCUACAGCCAGGUGCAGUGCCACAGCUACACGGGCUACUGCUGGUGCGUCACACCCAACGGGAGGCCCAUCAGCGGCACCGCCGUGGCCCACAAGACGCCCAGGUGUCCCGGCUCCAUAAAUGAAAAGUUACCACAACGGGAAGGCACAGGAAAAACAGUCUCCUUGCAAAUCUUUUCCGUUCUGAAUUCAGAUGAUGCCUCAGCUCCAGCGCUGGAGACUCAGCCUCAAGGAGAUGAGGAAGAUAUUGCAUCUCGAUAUCCCACGCUUUGGACUGAACAAGUUAAAAGUCGACAGAACAAAACCAAUAAGAAUUCAGUGUCCUCGUGUGACCAGGAACAGCAGUCGGCCCUGGAGGAGGCCAGGCACCCCAAGAACGACAACGUGGUCAUCCCCGAGUGCGCCCACGGCGGCCUCUACAAGCCGGUGCAGUGCCACCCGUCCACGGGCUACUGCUGGUGCGUCCUGGUGGACACCGGCCGCCCCAUCCCGGGCACGUCCACCAGGUACGAACAGCCGAAAUGUGACAACACGGCCAGGGCUCAUCCGACCAAAACAAGGGAUUUGUACAAGGGCCGCCAGCUCCAAGGCUGUCCUGGUGCCAAAAAGAACGAGUUUCUGACGAGUGUGCUGGACGCGCUGUCCACAGACAUGGUCCACGCCGUCUCCGACCCCUCCUCCCCGGGCAGGCUCUCGGAACCUGACCCCAGCCACACGCUGGAGGAGAGAGUGGUCCACUGGUAUUUCAAACUGCUGGAUAAAAACUCCAGUGGGGACAUCGGCAAGAAGGAAAUCAAGCCCUUCAAGAGAUUCCUUCGGAAGAAGUCCAAACCCAAAAAAUGCGUGAAGAAGUUUGUUGAAUACUGUGAUGUGAAUAACGACAAGGCCAUUUCCCUGCAAGAGUUGAUGGGCUGCCUGGGCGUGACCAGAGAAGAAGGUGAAACUAACACGAGGAAACGGCACACCCCUAGAGGUAAUGCUGAAAGCACUUCUAAUAGGCAGCCAAGGAAGCAAGGAUAAACGACUGACACAUCCACGGCGGGUCCUAGACACGUGGCCGACUCCCUCACCAAAAAGCAAUUAAAAAAACCAAAACAAACACAUAGUAUUGCACUUUGUACUUUAACUGUAAAUUCACUUUGUAGAAAUGAGAUAUUUAAACAGAUGGCUUUAAUCUGUGAAAAUGGAAAGGCUGGCUUCAGAAAAGUAAUCACAUACAAUGUAUGUGUCCUUCUUUGACCUUCAGAAUCUGUAGUUGGUGGAGAUGUAUUUUGAAUGGAUUUAAGCUUAAUUUCUUCCUCCUAUGCAGGUUAACUUGGCAGACGCCUCGGCCUGAGGCGCUCUGGCUCCAG